UCAAGCGGUUCACUUUUCUUUUUUUAAAUCCUAGAAAUCUAUUGAACAAGCAUGCACCUUCAGUGCAGGUGAUCAGUGCUACUUCAUUAUAAAUAAAGUGACUAACUCUCACUAUACUCACACUCUUAUCUACUGUUCUUCGUUAUACUUAAAAUAAGUAUGGCUCUUUUGCUUACCAGCUCCUUGGAGAUCCUAAUGGGGGUUCUCCUCCUCCUCUUAGCGCUCUUUCUUCGUAAGAACGCUCGUAAAUUUCAUGACGAUCGAAUCCCUGUCGAAUGGCCAAUACUCGGAAUGUUGCCAGGUCUUUUCCAGGAGGUUCAUCGUAUCCACGACCGGUGCGUGGAAGUGUUCACGGCCUCCGGAGGGACGUUCUUGUUCAAGGGACCGCGUCUCGCGCGACUUGACAUGCUAGCCACGGCGGAUCCGGCUAACAUCCAUUACAUCAUGAGCUCCAACUUUCAUAACUUCCCUAAAGGUCCUCUUUUCCUCAAGAUGUUCGAUUUUCUCGGGGGAGGAAUAUUCAACUCGGAUUACGAUGACUGGAGAUUCCAGAGGAAACUAGCCCGGUUACUCCUCACGCACCGCCGGUUCAACCGGUUCUUGGCAAAGACGAGUUUUGACAAAGUCGAGAACGGAUUGAUCCCGAUUCUUGAGAUGACGGCUGCUCGUGGAUCGGUUGUUGACCUGCAGGAUGUGUUUCAAAGGUUGACUUUCGACACGACGUGCACUUUGGUCACUGGUUACGACCCCGGAUGUCUGUCGCCGAGCAUGCCUGAUGUGCCGUUCUCGAAGGCCAUGGACGACGCGGAGGAGGCGGUUUUUCUCCGGCACGUCGUGCCUGAGUCGGUUUGGCGGUUCGAGAGGUGGGUCGGGAUCGGACCGGAGAGGAAGUUGAAGGAGGCGUGUCGCGUACUCGAUAGCGUAAUCGGGAGAUACAUAGCGAUGAAACGAGAAGCGCUCGGCGAAAGGAACGUCAAUAAAGGAGGAGGAGGAGGAGGAGAAGAGAAAGAAGGAGGAGUGGAUCUCCUUACGUCAUACCUACUCCAAGACGACGAGACGAUGGAAAACGUGGGAUUAACGAAUCCCGACGACAAGUUUCUCCGGGACACGAUCCUUAACCUAAUGAUCGCCGGGCGAGACACCACCAGCUCGGCGUUGACAUGGUUCAUAUGGCUCGUAUCGAACCACCCGGAUAUUCAAACCAAGAUUCGGGACGAGCUCGAAUCGGUGUUACCGGUAGACGAGAAGAAGCAGGAAAGUAGAAAAUGGCAUAUUUUCAAGGCAGACGAGCUUAACAAACUAACAUACCUUCACGCGGCUAUGUGUGAAUCGUUAAGGCUAUACCCGCCGGUUCCAUUCGAACACAAGGAGGCUGCCAAACCGGAUAUCCUCCCUAGCGGACACAAAGUGGACCCGAACGUUAAGGUUCUAAUAUCGCUGUACGCGAUGGGAAGAAUGGAGUUCAUAUGGGGAGAAGAUUGUUCAAAGUUCAAACCGGAGAGAUGGAUUUCUGAGAAAGGGACGAUAAAACACGAACCGUCUUACAAGUUCAUGGCGUUUAAUGCGGGUCCGAGGACAUGUUUGGGUAAGGAAGUAGCGUUCACACAAAUGAAAGUGGUAGCUUCGGCCAUAAUUCACAACUAUGAAAUCGAGACUGUAAAGGGUCAUAAUGUGGAGCCCAACUGUUCUAUUAUCCUUUACAUGAAACACGGUUUUAAAGUUAAAGUCUCAAGGAGAUCGAUCGAUCGAUCAAACUGCAAGCUAGAACACAAGACAGUCGUCUGAGACAGAUCGAUGCACGAUCAUUCGCUUUAAUUAAACACUCAAUGCAUGCAUUUGUUUCAAUGUUUAUAUAUAAUUAAAUAACACCAUCAUCAUCAUCAUCUUGAAGAAUAAAAACUCUACCAUCAAAUCAAAUCAAAUCAAAUC
Impatiens glandulifera is the source of this 1929-nucleotide messenger RNA. RefSeq names its product alkane hydroxylase MAH1-like. The transcript has a single exon. Gene Ontology annotation, molecular function: iron ion binding; oxidoreductase activity, acting on paired donors, with incorporation or reduction of molecular oxygen; heme binding. The record is from RefSeq and is a predicted model, not a curated record. The coding region runs from base 160 to 1785 and encodes 541 amino acids. Lineage: Eukaryota; Viridiplantae; Streptophyta; Magnoliopsida; Ericales; Balsaminaceae.